Coniophora puteana RWD-64-598 SS2 is the source of this 156-nucleotide messenger RNA. RefSeq lists its product as uncharacterized. Gene Ontology annotation, molecular function: protein dimerization activity. The record is from RefSeq and is a predicted model, not a curated record. The annotation marks the transcript as partial. NCBI's taxonomy places the organism in Eukaryota, Fungi, Basidiomycota, Agaricomycetes, Boletales, Coniophoraceae. The transcript has a single exon.
UUCCCUCUCCUCUUUUGUGUUGCCCUUGACAUCUUGCUGGUUCAAGUGCCUUCAGUACCAUGCGAGCGCAUAUUCUCCUCAAGCAAGGACACAACAACAGUACAACACAAUAGUCUCAACCAAAUGCUGAUUGAGAUUCUACAAGUACUUAAGUUU